CUCUAGCGCCAGACGUUAGUACUGGUCUGCGUGUUCACUCCUCCUCUCGGAUCCACAGCGCGAGCAUCGCAGUGUCUCGGCAGGAACACGGUGUUGCGUGCUGACCGGCGCCCGGAGCUCCGCAGACCCCUCUCCGUCUCCCCCGGGCACUCACGGGACUACGUCGACGAGUCGUCUCCUUGUUUCUUUCUUAUAUCUGGGCUCCACUCCUCGCUCCGGUCUCUCUCGCUGCAGGGCCUCUUCAGUUUACUGGUUUUGGGGGGGGGGGGGGGGAGAAUAAAAAGUGGGUGUUUGCUGCUCACUGGUGUUCCGGCGGCGGCGGCGGCGAAGUGUCCUCGAUGGCAGGCUGGAAGGACGGCUCGGUGCAGGAGAAGUAUCGGCUGGUCGUGGUCGGAGGCGGCGGGGUCGGGAAAUCUGCCCUGACCAUCCAGUUUAUCCAGUCAUACUUUGUCACCGACUAUGACCCCACAAUUGAAGACUCUUAUACCAAGCAGUGUGUGAUUGACGAAAGGGCGGCCAGGCUCGACAUCCUCGACACGGCUGGACAGGAAGAGUUUGGAGCCAUGAGAGAACAAUACAUGAGGACAGGGGAGGGCUUCCUGCUCGUCUUCUCAGUCACUGACAGAGGAAGCUUUGAAGAAAUCUACAAAUUCCAAAGACAAAUUCUCAGAGUGAAAGACCGAGAUGAAUUCCCGAUGAUCCUUGUAGGAAACAAAGCCGAUCUGGAACAACAGAGACAAGUAACCCAGGAGGAGGGCCAGCAGCUGGCCAGACAACUGAAGGUCACAUAUAUGGAGGCUUCAGCCAAAAUUCGUAUGAACGUAGACCAGGCUUUCCACGAGCUGGUUAAAGUAAUCAGGAAAUUCCAAGAGCAGGAAUGUCCACCUUCGCCCGAACCUACAAGAAAAGAGAAAGACAAGAGUGGCUGCCAUUGUGUGAUCGUCUGAGGCGGCCUGACCACUGUCACUCAUGCAGCUGCUCUACCGCCCCGCCCACUCUGCAUAACAUCACAUCCUUAGUGGAUGACUGACCGCUGCCUUCUCCUCGUGCAUGACUUCAGACAGCCUUUUCUGAGAUACUUUGACCAGGAAGUGCUGUCCCCAGGACAUCACUAUGGACAACUGACAAUGCCAAAUUUUAACACCACUCUACCUUCAGCUGUAAUCUAAUUCACACGAGAAAAUCCCAACACUAAACAUUGCCUUCCGAAUCAGCCUGACAAAUUAAUGUUUUGUACUCUGAAGGACUUCUCUUGCCUUGUAGUGACAUUUGUACUUGCUACCGAGAUUGAAUGAAAACUAUAUAUCUAGAAUGUUAAUGCGUUUCUUUAGUUUCCAGCGUGACCAGAGAAAAGAGAUUAUUUUAUGAAGUUUUGUGUAUGUCGUGCCAUAUCCACCUUUUACUCCCAUGUGCUAAUCUGCUACUGUACAUAUGUGUCAUUUGUUGUGAUUUUCAAAGUGUACUUCUAAUGAUCUAUUAAAUCACCACAGUACAGUGUCUGAGGUUGAGUUUGGUUUUAAUUAUAUGAAAGUGAAUAUAUAAAUAUAUAUAUGUGUAUAUAUAUAGAUAUAUAAAGAUAUAUUUAUCUAUAUAUAUAUAUAUAUGUAUAUAUAGAGAGAGAUAUAUCUAUAUAUAGAUAUAUAUAGAGAUAAGUAUGUAUAUAAAUAUAAAGCCUAGACAGCCCUUAAAGCUACAAUGAUAGAACGUUCUGGCAUUUUGCAGUGGAUUCCUCUUUGUCUGUGGUUUUAGGCUUUCAUCUCAACCACGAAGCAUCUACUGUAUUUGAUUUGUUUCCUCAAAAGUCUUAUAGAUUGAAGCUUUCUUAUCCAAUGCCAUCUCCUCAAUGUACCUGCAAGUAGCAAAUGUAUCUGAAAUUCUUUUUUCCUCGAAGGUGGCGGUUCAGUCGAAAUUGGACAUCAGAUUUUCUCAGAAGCAGUAGAUGAAUUUCUUGGUAGCACAUUGUAUAACCUUUGACAACUAACAUGAUUUCAGAUCAAAAACACUGUACGCUCUAUAUUCAACUCUUUAAAUUUGUUGCAAAUCAAGAAGCUUUCAGAGCUCAGUUCAGAUCAUUCCAAUGUAAUGAAUCUCCUCUGUCAAACAUUUAGUCUACGAUUCAGAUCAAAGAAUUGUUCUGUCAUUCCAAUAACACGGUUGCAAUGUAUUUGUUUUGUGUCCCUUGAUUAUUCCGUUACAUAACUUUUCCCCCCCAAUGAUCUUUCGCUUGGAAAACCAGGACAAGUGGAAGCGUUGAGAUGCACGUGGUAAAACAGUCGGUCUCCAAUGGGACUUGAACUCAACCGGACCCGCCACCUAUGGAGCUUUCCCCCCCCACACACACAACACACUUGUGUACUUCUGUUUGGGCAUAUCAAUGAAGUGCUGCAGUUUGUUUUUCAUACCAUCAUCCUGUGAUAUAAACAACAAGAACAUCA
Pseudoliparis swirei is the source of this 2435-nucleotide messenger RNA. It is a transcript of the gene rras2, whose product is annotated as RAS related 2. Bases 339 to 947 code for a protein of 202 amino acids. Gene Ontology annotation, cellular component: plasma membrane. The record is from RefSeq and is a predicted model, not a curated record. NCBI's taxonomy places the organism in Eukaryota, Metazoa, Chordata, Actinopteri, Perciformes, Liparidae. Gene Ontology annotation, biological process: signal transduction. Gene Ontology annotation, molecular function: GTP binding; GDP binding; GTPase activity. The transcript has 6 exons.